This is a messenger RNA of Gigantopelta aegis, 1391 nucleotides long. RefSeq lists its product as uncharacterized. The record is from RefSeq and is a predicted model, not a curated record. The transcript is spliced from 3 exons. The coding region runs from base 108 to 1253 and encodes 381 amino acids. Lineage: Eukaryota; Metazoa; Mollusca; Gastropoda; Neomphalida; Peltospiridae.
UUUGCAAACAGAAAAAGUUUCUAUUGGUUAUUUUCAUUUUUAUUAUUUUUUUUAUAAUCUGCUGUUUACACGGCCAGCGUUUUAGAGACUAGCAAAGACACGAAACAAUGUCUUUGAAGAAGAAGUUCCGUAAGAGGAUUGGACGCGCCGGGAAAGCACUUCGCUUUUGCAUGUCGUGCACUAGCUGGGACGAGUACGACGUCGAUGACUUCAGGUUCGACUCUCCCGAGGAGGAAGAGCUCCAAGACACCCUGCAGUCGUCAGACGUCAUCGAAAUCAGUUAUGUCAGCCACCACACCGUACUCCACGGACGGACCCGCUUGCCACUUAACGAUUUCGAAGAGGAUCUCUGGCAGGACGACUUCGCGGUAGAAGUUCCCAUUCUACCCGGCGUGACUUGCCCCGUGUUAAACGUGUGUCUUGGUUUCCAGGACCACGAGAAUUACCCCGAGGACCCCAUCAUCGACGGACUGCCGGCCACCGUCUGGAUGGAGAGGUUCGAGCCGACGCUGCGUACGAUGCUGUCGCUGUCUCGUCUCCAACACCGGAGGUGUAACAUCACGUUGCCCAGGAGGUACGCCGAGUUUCCAGACAGCACCCACAGUCGGCAUGGUGAUUUCGGGUUUGGCCCGCCAGCCGGCAACAGGAGCGAUAACGCGAGGGUGCAUUUCCAACUCGGACGAAUUGAAGAAGUUGAAGAAUCUAUUAGGGAUCUAAGGCCACAUUGCAAUGCGAGACCUCGAAACCGUCGCCGAAGACUCGCUGGAAACCCGUCUGCCAACCCAGACCCUGAUAUACCAGAAUCUGCCAACUCAGAAACUUCAGAACGACCAAGAGUAGAACGUCGAAACCGUCGUCGAAGACUCGCUGGAAACCAAUCUAUCAACCCAGACCCUGAAAUACUACAACUGUCAACCUCAGUACCUUCGACUUUAGAACGACCAUCUCCAAACCCAGACCCUGAAAUACCACAACCGUCAACCCCAGAACCUUCGACAUUAGAACGACCAUCUCCAAACCCAGAAUCCCCAGCAUCUGAACCUUCAGUGUCGGAACCUUUACUAGCAGAACAUUAUUUAAGAACCGAAUCGCAGCAAUAUCUCCCCGCAGAAAGUGUCCCAGUGACAGAACAAGAGCAUGUGCCUUUUCGCAGAAAUGUGACCCGAAACAUCAGACGAGGCCUCCGACGUCUGCACCACUGGUACCGCAUACUGGCAUUCUUCGUGCAGAGAGAGGUCAUAGGCCAGUUAUGACACCGACAUGAUCACCGCAGCAGUCGUCGUAGUCAAAACCAGGAAGAGGAACAAGUACAAGAAUACUGUGAAGAAGAUAGGGACUUAUGGGACGAAGUUUAAUUAAGUAGAUAAAAAACGGGUCCCAUCGAGUGUUUU